Molecule: messenger RNA, 213 nt
Organism: Aspergillus homomorphus CBS 101889
Lineage: Eukaryota; Fungi; Ascomycota; Eurotiomycetes; Eurotiales; Aspergillaceae
Exons: 1
Source: RefSeq, a predicted model, not a curated record
AUGCACCUCUCAUACAUUCUCGCUCUCCUUGGAGCCACUGGAAUUACUUUGGGGCUUCCUGUCUCCAACGAUGACCAGCUUGAGUCGACUUCUCAAGAAGUAGACAAGCGCUUUUACUACAUUACCUACGCUCCCGAGAAGCGCAGUGAGGAGGCUGUUGACAAGCGCUUCUACUACACUAGCUACGCCCCCGAGAAGCGUGAUGAGGAGGCU